This is a messenger RNA of Fundulus heteroclitus (mummichog), 2413 nucleotides long. It is a transcript of the gene ncaph, whose product is annotated as non-SMC condensin I complex, subunit H. Gene Ontology annotation, molecular function: chromatin binding. NCBI's taxonomy places the organism in Eukaryota, Metazoa, Chordata, Actinopteri, Cyprinodontiformes, Fundulidae. The record is from RefSeq and is a predicted model, not a curated record. Gene Ontology annotation, biological process: mitotic chromosome condensation. The transcript has 18 exons. Gene Ontology annotation, cellular component: condensin complex. The coding region runs from base 131 to 2224 and encodes 697 amino acids.
CCGUCCGGCGCAAAAUUCAAACUGAUCAGGAAGACGGUAGCGCGGCUCUGUCCCGUUUUGUUGACUAUUAAAUACAAAUACCCAUAAGAGGAGGAGGGCUACGUCGGAACUCUGAAAACAUAAGAUAAAAAUGAGUGCGACCUGCACACCUGUGUCCCGGGUGCGUCCGGGAUGGAAUUUGUCUUCUUUGAACAAGAACAAAGGUCUGUCUCCGGGAGCCUGCAGCACCCCGCUGCUGGCAGCCUUCCCUGGCAACGAUGACGAGCAGGAACGUCGUCAGCGCAGGAGAUCAAGAGUCAUCGACCUUCAAGCUGCCAACGAUUCUUCCUUUGCAGACUCUACUUCUCACAGUGCUGUGGGGACUCCCGCUUCUGUGCCCAAGCUGUCGAAUGCUCAGAUCUCAGAGCAUUACUCCACCUGCAUAAAACUUUCCACCGAGAAUAAAAUCACCACCAAAAAUGCCUUUGGUCUGCAUCUGAUUGAUUACAUGGCUGAUAUUCUGAAACAGAAGGACUCUGAGAUCACUAACUUCAAGGUGGCCGCUGGUACUUUGGAUGCGAGUACAAAGAUCUACGCGGUGAGAGUGGAUGCUGUUCAUGCUGAUGCCUACCGAGUGUUGGGUGGUCUUGGUGCUGAGACUAAACCUGGAGAGGGUUAUGCAGAUCACGAUCAGGCGGGCGCGGAGGGGGACGAUGACGAGGGAGCUGGAGGAGACAUGAUUGCAAAGCAGCCAAAGAAAAAGAGGCCGCCUAAAAAGACCGUGGAGCAGAACCUGAGCAACAUCAACAGUGCAGAGUCUGAGAGGAGAUGUGAGGUGGACCCCAUGUUUCAGCGGAUGGCCUCAUCCUUUGAUGAGAGCAGCACAGCGGGAGUCUUUCUGUCUGUUCUGUGCAGUGAGAACAGUCGCUGCGAGCUGCUCUUUGCCUCUCACAUGAUCCCCCUGCAGUCCAGACCCUCCUACUCGCCUCCAGCUCCACAGAGAGUCUCUGCAUCACCGUUCAAGGCCGGACUCCAGCGUUCCCAGGAGAAAAGCUGCAUCUGCCCCUCGCUGCAAGACUUCUCCUUUACAAGCUGGAACCCUGAGCAGACCAUUAAUCAGCUGCUGGAGAAGAUGAAGCAGGGUGAGCACGUGUUCGACGUGAAUGCUGAGCCGGAAGCAGAAGAAGACGACUGCCCUGAUUUUGAUGCUGAUCACGAGGAGGGGUUGGCUGACUGUGAGGAAGGACUGAAGGAGCACAAGGAGGGCUGGGUGUCCUCGGGUUCUGGCAAAACAAGGGACGUGAUUCCCAUUGGAGAAGGGGACAUCGCCACCAUGUGUUUGCAGCUUUCCUCUCAUCCCAGAGAAUAUUCCUACUUCAGCCCCAGGACCAUGGCCGCCUGGGCCGGCCCUGGAUACUGGCAGUUCAAACCAAAACACAAGUUGGAUCAUGUUCCUGACAAAGAGACGCGUAAAAGGAAACCCAAAAAGACCUUUGAAAUAGACUUCAGUGAUGAUGUCAACUUUGACUUGUACUUCCACACCACAAGGGCUGCCACCAACAACAACAAGUCCGCCCUCAGUGCCAGCAACAAGAAGACGACCCUGCCCGUAAAUUUCAAGUUUGCCCCAGAGACGCUCUCCCAGCUCAGCCUGAAACCCUCCAACUCGUUGGGUGGAGAGGCCCAGAAGAGGCUGUCUGGAGAGCUUGGAGAAGGCAUCGGUGAUUAUGACUACAACAACCCCAACGAUACAGCGAACUUCUGCCCAGGUCUUCAGGGCGGUGACAGCGAUGAUGAUGUGGAAGGAUUUGCUGGUUCAGAUGACACGCAGCCGUCAGGUGACGGUAUGCCUCCGCCUUCACAGGAUCACGAGGAGGUGUCCAUAUACGGGGAGGAAGAUCUCGUACCUGAGCCGUACAGGGUGAACAAAAUUGAAAUCAACUAUGCCAAGACAGCGAAGAAUAUGGACAUGAAGAAGCUGAAGAACAGCAUGUGGACUCUUUUGACUGAAAGCCCAGAAAAACCAAAACAGCAGGUGGAGGAGACUGCAGCGGCUCCAGUGUGUGGAGAGAAAGCCUUCAGUCAGACCACAAAGACUCUGCUUCAAAGAUUACCAAACACUAUGGCUCAGAACCUGUCGGUACCACUGGCCUUUGUUGCCCUGCUGCAUCUCGCUAAUGAGAAGAAUCUGGAGCUGGUGAAGGUUGACGACAUGUCAGACAUCAUCAUCAGACAAGGCCAGUGAGCUGAACGGAUCAAGGGACUUUAAUGAAGAUUCACAUUUCCUUUCUUCUGCCUUCUGCCUGAUGUUCUUCCUGAAGCUUCCUUUUAUUUUACAUGUUGCAGAUAUUUUUCACCUCUUUCUAUGUAGAUAAUAUAACUUCUUAACCACAGCGCAAAUAUUCGUUGUCAAAAUAAAUGUGUUUUUUUUAAA